AUGAACAAUUUAAUAGCACACUUACUUAUAGUUACCAAGAGAUUGUCUGUGAAGAAAAAAAUUAAGAAGAAAAAGAAGAAACCACCAGCAACAGCAGAUAAAGGCCCUGAUAGGAGAAAGCUGGGGGAAAUUACAGAAGAAAGCAAAGCUCAUAUAGAAAGUCUUCCAGAGCCUGAAAGUGAUGCUUUGUUGCCGAUCAACACUUUCAGCUUUCUGGAAUCUCUGAUGCCAUUACAUGAAGCAUCUUCUAAGAAUCAGAAACAUAAAAAGGUACAACAUUCUAUCAAGCUUGAAGAGAUUAUAGAUAAUAAGGAAGACACAGAAGGCUUGAUGAAGCAGUUGAUGGCAUUACAGAACAAGUCACCAACUGCUAAUAAUCUCAAAAUUUCGGUGCACUAUGAACGAAUAGAAGAGACUGAUAGUAAGGAGGAAGAUGCUCCUCCACUGCAGAUUGAGAUGGAAACUACUUCUAUCCCACUGCAGACUUCAGAACCCUCAGAACCUGAGAGGAUAGAGAAGAGUGCAGAAACGGAAACAGCUCCUAGUAAAGGAAGCCUUCCAAAACCUGAAAGUGAGGCUUGUCUGCCACCCAGUGCUUUAAGCUUUCUGGAACAGUUGAAGGCCUCAUUUAGAAAGCCUUCUGGGAAUCGGAAACGCAAAAAGGUACAGCGCACUAUGAUGAUUGAAGAGAUUAUAAGUGAUGAAGAAGACACUGCUGAAUAUACUGAAGUCUUCUUGAAGCAGUUAAAGGACGUAUGUAAUGAGUCCCCAACUGCUUAUGACCCAAAAAUUGAAGUGCAAAUUUUGCAGAUUGAACCGAAUGAAAACAUCUGUAGUGAAAGUGAGCUACAAAGUGUUACUUCACUAGAACAGUCUUCAGAACCCAAGAGGUGA
Molecule: messenger RNA, 894 nt
Organism: Xenopus tropicalis (tropical clawed frog)
Lineage: Eukaryota; Metazoa; Chordata; Amphibia; Anura; Pipidae
Gene: slc17a5.2
Product: solute carrier family 17 member 5 gene 2
Exons: 8
Coding region: 1-894 (297 amino acids)
Source: RefSeq, a predicted model, not a curated record